Molecule: messenger RNA, 1279 nt
Organism: Austrofundulus limnaeus
Lineage: Eukaryota; Metazoa; Chordata; Actinopteri; Cyprinodontiformes; Rivulidae
Product: probable 2-ketogluconate reductase
Exons: 5
Coding region: 123-1202 (359 amino acids)
Cellular component (GO): cytosol
Molecular function (GO): hydroxypyruvate reductase [NAD(P)H] activity; glyoxylate reductase (NADPH) activity; NAD binding
Source: RefSeq, a predicted model, not a curated record
UUGAAUUUGAUGUUGGCCAAGGUGUGGGAACUCCCCUAAACAUAAACAUUUAGUCUUUAUUUUAUACUGCAUAUGUAAUGCUAAAGACGCAUUUGUUGAUUAAUACAAAUUAAUGAAUAAAUAUGUGCAAAUUAGCUCUUUAUUUCUGUGUUUUGCAUGUACACAUUGUAUUAAUAAGAUUAGAGAAAACAGGUAAAACAAAUGUUCUUUUGAAACAGCAAAUGGCAGAGGACAAAGCUUGGGCUCUGAUCUCUGAGGUGGGCGGCGACGGUUACGUUGCAGAAGUUGUCGACAUCAUGAAGCAGCACUUCCACAUCAUCUGCCUCGAAGACUUUCUACGAAACCCCGCCCUGCACGGCCCCAAGAUCCAGGUGUUGUUCAUGUGGAACUACUGCCCUGCGGCCGAGCCCUCGCUGCUGAAAUCACUGCCGUCCCUGAAGGUGGUCGCCAACGGAGGAGUGGGCGUGGACCACCUGGAUGUGCCGCUCAUCAACAGCUUUGGCGUGAAGGUGGCAAACACGCCCGGCGUGGUGAGCGACGCCACUGCGGACAUCGCCAUGGCUCUUCUUCUGGCAUCGGCACGGAAGGUCGUUGAGGGUCACAUGGUAUCCGUUGACCCCAAGACCACCCACAUCCCACAGAGCCUGAUGGGAGUUGAAGUCACAGGUUCCACUCUGGGSAUCGUUGGAAUGGGAGACAUCGGUUACAAAAUCGCACAGAGAAGCAAAGGCUUCAACAUGAGGAUCCUGUAUCACAACAGAAACAGAAGGAGUGUUGAAGAAGAGCAGGCGGUGGGAGCGACUUACUGCAAGAACAUGGACGAUCUGCUGAAAGAGUCUGACUUUGUUGUGCUGGUGGUGAACCUGACCCCCGAGACCACAGGCCUGGUCGGCCGCAGAGAGCUGUCCAUCAUGAAACCCACAGCAACACUCGUCAACGUCAGCAGAGGUCUGGUUGUGGAUCAGGACGCUUUAGUUGAAGCUCUGCAGUCCGGAACGAUUCGAGCUGCAGCUUUGGAUGUGACUCAUCCUGAACCUUUACCCAGGGAUCACCCUCUACUCAGGCUCCCCAACGCCCUGAUCCUUCCCCAUGUUGGCACCAACACCUUCACAACAACAAAAAAGAUGGUGGAGCGGAUGGUAGAGAAUGCUGUGGCAGCGGUGAAAGGUCUACAUGUUCCUAAUGAAGUCAAGCUAUAUUGACACUGCAUGCCUGUAGUGUUUUUUUUUUUCAAUUCAAAUUUUUCAAUUCAAAAUAGUUUAUUCAUUUCUUUAAAAAA